Molecule: messenger RNA, 3002 nt
Organism: Anopheles bellator
Lineage: Eukaryota; Metazoa; Arthropoda; Insecta; Diptera; Culicidae
Gene: MESR3
Exons: 5
Coding region: 1197-2288 (363 amino acids)
Biological process (GO): regulation of transcription by RNA polymerase II
Cellular component (GO): nucleus
Molecular function (GO): DNA-binding transcription factor activity, RNA polymerase II-specific; RNA polymerase II cis-regulatory region sequence-specific DNA binding
Source: RefSeq, a predicted model, not a curated record
CUGUGCUUCGGACGCGGUUUGUUGUGAAUAUCGAAUCUCCUAGUGCUAGUAAUUCAACGUUGGAUUUGAACCUCCAGAACCCGCUCACACCACGUGGUGCACACGGUGGUGCAGUGUGAUUUGCAGGGAUGUUGAAUUUUAAAGGCCUAAUCAGCCAUUUUUAGUGCUCGGGCUCUAAGUGCACGUGCGGCGGUGACGUGUGUUUAUACCUGCCGGCUGGCUCCCCUCUGUGUUUACGGUUUCGAAAUCUUCCCGCCGGGCGACGGAAGAGCAACAAAACGUGACUAAGGUGAUAACGGUGCGAAAUCUCCGGUGAUUCCGAGUGCUUCCCAGUUAAUCCCGCUUUCGUGAGCAAAUCGCAGAUUUGACGACGACGGUUGCUUAGAUGAGGCUGGUUGCGUGAUGCAAAGUGCAAAAUACGGUGAACGUCGGUAGGCUGAUCCUUCGAUUGUGGCCGCGCGGGUCGUAAAAAUUGUUGAUUGUUUUAUUCACGGCGCACAAACGUGGCAAACGUGAGGUCGCGAAAACGGUGUGUAACUCAAAAAUACGAGAUUUCGAUGUGAUUUAGGUGACAAAACAAGGUUGCCCCAAAACAGAUUGCAGUGUGUGUUUCCGGUUUGUUUCGGCAUCGGGGGAACAUAUCGGGGCCAGGUGCAUGUUUUGAGGCCAACGUGCGACAACUCGGAACGGGGAAAUAAAUUUUCCUUCCCAAAACGGAACGGAAAAAAGGAACGGGCAAGAUUAAAACAAGAAAGUUCGUAUAAAUUACGCAGUGCAGAAUAAAUGGUGCCUCCCUGGUGUACCAUAAAUCGCCGCCUCGGUGAUAAAAGAUAACUCCAAACGGACACCACCACACAUUGGGCCCGGACCGGUGUUCUGGGGCCAGUGAUGCAAGCUGCUGGAUGCUGGGUAGAUUAAAUUUAUGCGUUGAGCGACCGGUUUUAUUUUGGUUUUCGGUGGCGAAUUCGGAAGAAUUCGAAAGCACGGAAAAAAGUCGUGUAUCGGUUCCGGUGACAGAGUUCCAGUGACUCCAGGGGAAACGAAGCAGAAGCCCUCAGCAGACGUAAACUGCUCAUUUACGGAAUCCCUUCACGGGACGUAACAACGAGCAGCAGAAAACAAUCGAAAGUUCUUCUUCAUUGCUUGCGAGCGAGUCUCCGUACACACAGUCCAUCGGCACUCCUGAUCAUCUAAAGAUGACACACCUCCAGCGGCACCGGUUGGAGUCAGUGAGUGACCACAGUGGCGGCUCGGCCCCGUCGAGCUCGUCGAGCAAAUCGAGCGACAGCUCCGACGGGUCGGCGUCGGAGAUCUGCGAGGUAAUGCAGGAGUGGUCCCUGGACGGCAGUAGUGACCCGCAGGCACACCCGCUGCAGCUGCACCACCAUUCGCAUCACCAGCACCACCACCACCACCAACACCAUCAUCACCACCUUCUUCACCAACAUCAUCAUCAGCAACAACAUCAUCUUCAUCGCACGAACGCCGCCACUCACGAACAACAUCUUCAACACCAGCAGCAGUCGUCCCUGCAGCAGCACCUUGGCCACGUCCGCCCGCUGCCGGUGGCCGGGCUCGGUGGCCACAUCCCGUCGCCGGACGCGAGCUACACGCAGGAGGACGUCGGCGACGAGCCGGAGGAUGACGAGGAGCUCGAGUACAGCAAGCACGACCUCAUCAGCCUGGACAGUGGCAUCAUCACGGACUACGAGCGGGGCCAGAUCGAAAGCUUCUUCAGUGGACUCGGCACCGAGGUGUACGUUAGCUCCUCGCUGGCCAACCUGUACGAGCGCGUCGGGAAGGAGGACUGGCGUCUGGUGUUUACCGGAAUCCCGGUGCUGCUGCACGACAAGGGCAGCACCCGAUCGCGCUGCACCCCGCGCGUCACGUUCGUCCUGGCCGAGCGUGGCACCUGCUUCGCACUCUGGAAGGACACCAUCGAUAACUUGUCCGACUACAAGGUGGCGGCCGCGGCCUUCCACACCAUGUGUCUAUCGGCAGAUCAUCGCAAGGUGAUCGGGUUCAGCUUCGACUCGAACCAGGCCGCACGGGAGAUGUGGGUGCGCGUGGAGGAACUGACCAGCAACCCGGAAAACAUCGCCCUGUCGGCCCCGGGCCGGAAGCGCAAAACGCAGAAACGUGCCAAACCGAUCGUGCUGCCGCCGAAAUCGCAAAUCUCGCAACCGUGCCAGUUUAACCACGUGACGAGCGUCACCACCAACGAUACGCCGCGCUACUUCAGCCUCCAGGCAUUCGUCACGGCCCCGGUCAAACACCGGGCACCGUAAUAAGCACCGGGCAGGCAGAGUUUAUUCUCAAACUCGGAGCGAGCAAAGGACAGUGACGAAUGGAGAAAAGAGGCAUGGUUUGUCCAAGUGCACCCCCGAACAACCCGUUUUGAAAUGGUCGUCCCCUUGCGCAAAGUAGCCGAUAGUGACACACGCGCGUACACUCUUCACUUCGUAAGUCAGUCAUGACAGCUCUAGAGGGUUUUAACUAUGCUAAGAUAGUGUCCAUCCAUCAGGCAUCCAUUGGUGCUUGUCAGCUUCCGUAGAUUACGAGCCGAUGGAGAGAGAGACUGCAGUGCCACAUUUUGUAUAAGCUUAAGAAUGGUCUCUAGUGUGUUAAGUGAGUUAUGCAAAGCAAUCCACUUGCAGCCGGUCAGCCAGCUGAUCCUGAAAAGCAGGGAAAACUCGGAUAGGCUUUGAAGCAGCAUCCUUCGUAUCCAGUCAGCCGAUCGCGUGUACCACUAUAUAUCAGUGAAUGGUCAGUUUUUAAAUGUGUGACUGUGAUAAAAGGAUAACGAAACGGAAGGAACUCGAUAUCAUAUGCCGGAACACGCGGAUGGCAGGUGGAAGCAGCAUUCUGCAGCAUAGCGAAGGGCAGGUGAUAUGCAGGUUGAGAUAGAUGAUAAGAGCGGAAUCUUACUUCAAGCGUGUGUGUUAACACGAUGCACUCAAACAUUUCAAACAUUUGCUUCGACACGCCCGCACUGACCCGUG